AUGACCCCUCUCACCACCGAGACACCGCUUAGUCUCCGUAACAGGACCCCACUCGGAGUUUCGGUCCUUGCCCUGCAAGGUCGAAAACGCGCUCUAAAUAGGUCCGGUGUUCAGAGGUCAGAAUGUGUUUGUUGGUAUUCUCUCAUACCAAAGACAAUGAUUGAUCCUCUCAACAUGGCUCUGACUCCCACUACUAUCACCAGCACUUUUGCGGACUUGGACCGGACGCAGAUCGUGCCGUCGCAUCAAGGUCCACAUGUAUUGCCAAACGAUCCCUUGUUCACCAGGCUACUGCGGCACGCCCAUCGAGACCACGUCGCCAUUGUAGACCAGGUUCUUGGAGUGUCCAAGACGUAUGGGGAGCUGCUCGAUGCUGUUCUAUGGUACAGGGAGGUUGUACGAGCAGCGUUGGCAUCCGAGGUGCAGCACCAGCUGAGUAGCGGCAGUGAGGUGUAUUUCGGAGUGCUAGCUGCAGGUGGCUAUGAGUUUACUGUAGCCGUGCUGACGGUGCUGGCGCUCGGAGGAGCAGUCGUGCCUAUGUUCCCCACGGCUCCGGCAGACGAGAUCUUCUACUACGCCACAAAGUCACAGCAGGUGGCCAUUCUUUCCAGCUCAGCGACGACCCAGCUUGCAAAAGAGUCAGCGCAGCGCUGUGGCAUUCUGCACCUUGACAUUUUACCCAACCUACCUCGCACGACCCGCUUGAAGCCGUUCAACAUUUCGUUAUCAUCCAACUCACCACGAGACCCCAGCGCACCCGGCGUAGUUAUCUUCACUUCUGGCACAACCGGCAAGCCCAAGGGCGUAGUGCUGCGACGGACCUAUACACAUGAGGGCGCUAUCACUGUCGGCGACAGCUACGGCAUCACUCACACAGACGUUCUUCUCCACACGCUUCCCGUCCAUCACACCACUGGUCUGGGUACUUCGUUCUUCCCCUUCCUCAACGCAGGAGCCUGUAUUGAGUUCCAUGAGAAGUUCGACGCUGGCACCGUGCUCCAGCGCUGGCUGCAGGGUGGCCUGACCAUCUUCUCUGCUGUACCUACGAUUUACAUGCGUCUCAAGUGGUUCAUCGAACAGCUCCCGACACAUGAGCAGAUGCCUUAUAAGCAGGCAGCACGCCAAUUCCGUGCAUUUCUAUGUGGAUCUAGCGCUCUGCAGGAGCACGUACAGGAUUUCUGGACCGCCACAAGGGGCCAGCCAAUCCUUAUCCGCUACGGCGCUACCGAGAUUCCUGGCUGCAUUCGUGUGCCUCUCGAAUUUCGGGACAUUCCCAAGGGAAGCGUAGGCCAGCCUUUGCCAGGAGUAGAGAUUAACAUCUCUCCUGAAGGUGAGUUGUUGGUCAAGACGCCUAAUAUGUUCGCCAAGUACCUCAUGGAACCGGAAACAACCAAGAACGCACUUGAUGCUGAUGGCUGGUACAAGACGGGUGACAUCGCACGACGUGAGGGGAACUUCUACUUCAUCGAGGGCCGCGCCUCAGUGGACAUCAUCAAGUCUGGUGGUUACAAAAUCUCAGCGCUGGAUGUUGAGCGCGCGUGUUUGACACUGCCAUACGUGAACGAGGCCAUGGUAGUGGGUGUAGAGGACGACGAGUUUGGGCAGCGGGUUGCUGCGGUGCUGGCUAUGAAGAACAAAAAUGCAUCGGAUAUCACCCUUGACACAGUCAGGAAUACUCUAAGGGAUCAGCUGGCCGGGUAUAAGCUCCCCACUGUGCUGAGGGUGAUGGAAGGGGAGAUCCCCAAAGGUGCUACAGGCAAGGUACAGAAGAAGAUACUGGGACCGAAACUCAUUCCGACUCCCGGAUACGAGGAGAUACCUCAGGUUCAAGUGUGGAAGAAGAAGCAGCAAAGGCCGCUACAGGCAAGACUGUGA
Molecule: messenger RNA, 1875 nt
Organism: Fusarium tjaetaba
Lineage: Eukaryota; Fungi; Ascomycota; Sordariomycetes; Hypocreales; Nectriaceae
Product: Malonate ligase
Exons: 4
Coding region: 1-1875 (624 amino acids)
Biological process (GO): fatty acid metabolic process
Molecular function (GO): medium-chain fatty acid-CoA ligase activity
Source: RefSeq, a predicted model, not a curated record